AUGGAGAGCGUCGACGAGAAGAUCAGACGCGGAGAGAUCACGAUCAGGGACGCGGUCAGCGAGGCGUGCGAGGCGCAGAAGUCGGCGCGCGCGGCCAUCCCGGACGACCGCGAAAACGGGUCGGUGCCGUCGCGCGCGACGCUCGUCGUCGUCCCGCCGCCGUUGUUGCGGCAGUGGGAGGCCGAGGUGAAGAAGUGUCUGAACGAGUCGUCGCUCGCGCUCGUCGUGUACGGCGGCAAGGGCGGAGGGAAGGGCGGCGGGAAGGGCGGCGGCGCGAAAAAAGGCGGUAAGGUCAAGGGUUUAGGGUCCGACGCCUUACCCGAGCUGAAGGCGUCGGACGCGGACGUCGCCGCGGAGCUCGCGAAAGCGGACGUCGUCCUCGCGACGUACCCGCAGCUGCAGAAGGAGGUGGCGAAGGGAAAGAGCGGCUCGGGCGCCGCGAAAGUUCUCUCGAAAGUGAGCUGGCGCAGAGUCGUCUUGGACGAGUGCCAGAUGGUUCGAUCGUCGACGACGCAGCUCGCGGUGGCGUGCCGGUGCCUGAGAUCGGAUUUCCGGUGGAUGGUCAGCGGCACGCCGCUGCACCAGGGCGUGGACGACCUCAACGGCGAGCUCGCGUUCUUGGGGGUCUGGCCGUUU
Molecule: messenger RNA, 636 nt
Organism: Micromonas pusilla CCMP1545
Lineage: Eukaryota; Viridiplantae; Chlorophyta; Mamiellophyceae; Mamiellales; Mamiellaceae
Exons: 1
Molecular function (GO): ATP binding; ATP-dependent chromatin remodeler activity
Source: RefSeq, a predicted model, not a curated record